Messenger RNA from Rubroshorea leprosula, 969 nucleotides. The record is from the annotation of a GenBank genome assembly. NCBI's taxonomy places the organism in Eukaryota, Viridiplantae, Streptophyta, Magnoliopsida, Malvales, Dipterocarpaceae.
AUUUACCAUAUAAAUUCUUGCUGUGAUGUUUCUGCCAGGGACAUCUGAGUCCAUUGAGAGGACUACUUAUCUGCCCUUGCUCAAGGCCAUUUAUCUUGAAAGGAAUUGGGAUGCUGUGACAUGCCUUUUAGACAAUCAUCCAGCUACAACAACUGUAAGAUUUAUGCACAAAGGUAGCACCAUUCUUAACAUGGUAGUUCUGACUGGUGAUUUGGAAAAGAUUGAGAAAUUGGUGCAGAUAGUGUCAACAGAAGAACUGGGAACACAAGAUCACGAGGGUAAUAUAGCUCUUGCCAUUGCUGCAGUUCUGUCAACCACAAGGGUUGCAGAGUGCUUAAUCACAAAGUAUCAGAAAUUGAUAACUAUCCCUGAUAAGAAUGGGAUGGUUCCUGUUGUGAAGGCAUGUUACUACCAUCAUAAGGAUAUGACACAGUUUCUAUACUGUCAGACUCCAAUUGAAUUCCUAGCUCCAGAAAGUGGUGACCACGGUUCCUUACUACUACAUUUUUGUUUACUUAACAAAAUUCUUGGUAAGAGUUAAUUACAAACGAACCUUUGUUUUUAUCAGUUUUUACACUUUGUUUAAGGCACCCUUACCCUUCCCUUUGUUUGCAAAAGAAGGAAAUAAUUCCUCCAUUCUUUUAUUUUCCUUUCCUCAAUAAUUGAUGUUCUAUUUGUUGAGCUUCUGUCACUGCUAGAAUGGCAAAUCAAUCAUUAGCUUGAGUCCCCUUGGUGUGGAGUGAUGAUAUAUUGCCCAAGUCUCAUCAUUUUAUGUUCUUUUCUUUUCUUUUCUUUUCUAUGUUGUUGGUUGUUUCUGCAUUAGUGCCCUUGAUCUGAGAUUAGUUUAUUUAUCUGAGUUGAUUUGUGCUUGGGAGCAUAGAUUUUCUAGUUUUUUCAUUAUUCUUUUAACAGAUUGUGCUAGAAGUACUACUUUUAUUCCUUUUUAUUAGAUAAAAUUUAUCUUUCGUU